Messenger RNA from Puccinia graminis f. sp. tritici CRL 75-36-700-3, 450 nucleotides. RefSeq lists its product as uncharacterized. Bases 1 to 450 code for a protein of 149 amino acids. The transcript is spliced from 5 exons. NCBI's taxonomy places the organism in Eukaryota, Fungi, Basidiomycota, Pucciniomycetes, Pucciniales, Pucciniaceae. The record is from RefSeq and is a predicted model, not a curated record.
AUGUAUCUGACUCCGCACAACUAUUGCCGACUACGUCCCUACUACCCAGGUGAUCAAUCAGGUCUGGCCUCGGCAUGCAAGCUCCUGUUCCGCUGCCAUGGUCGCUCCGAGCGCCUGGGUUAUCAGCUUCAUUGGCUUUGGUAUCCGAAGCCCGAGGCCACAUUUCCCCUGUCCCCAUGCUCCACAAUUGGCCUUCGUCAAUCGAGUCGAAUGUUCCUCGCAAACAUCGGACACUGCAACCCCGUUGCCAGCUCACCGCUGGAAAGGGGAAGAGUUAUGUACAUUGGACCAAAGGCUAUAUGCAUCCUUACACCCGGAGGUGAACAACCAUCAAACUACUGGGGUGGAUGUUGCCUUGCCAAUUUUGCAGUUAAUUCAAGUCCCAUCAAACAGAUUGAUGUACCUACUUUCAACGCUAACUGCAACUUUGCGUCCAAGCCAAAAAACUAA